Pisolithus orientalis is the source of this 2029-nucleotide messenger RNA. RefSeq names its product glycoside hydrolase family 5 protein. The transcript has 13 exons. Bases 133 to 1836 code for a protein of 567 amino acids. Gene Ontology annotation, molecular function: hydrolase activity, hydrolyzing O-glycosyl compounds. NCBI's taxonomy places the organism in Eukaryota, Fungi, Basidiomycota, Agaricomycetes, Boletales, Pisolithaceae. The record is from RefSeq and is a predicted model, not a curated record.
CCCAGGCGUUCAACACGGCUUCCUCCUUUCCCUCCUAUAAGUAAGACCCAUAAACGGCCCAUGCUAUUCGUCCUUCCCGAUUCCUAGCUCACCUCCACCACACGAGCGUCCCCGGAGUGCUUAGACGCUGACAUGAAGGACCGUCGAUGGUUCACUCUUUGGGGCCUGGCUGCCUUGUUACUCUCUGGGCUAGCGAUCGCAACCCCGCCAACGGCCAAGAGAGGCUCCAGUCAAUUCGUGCAGACAGACGGAGCUUCCUUUAUUGUCAACGGCAGCAAAUUCAGAUAUGUCGGCACCAACGCUUACUGGUUACCAGUUUUGAACACUGAACAAGACAUCUGGAACACUUUGGGAAACAUCUCCGCCAUAGGAGCAAAGGUUGUUAGGCUCUGGGCGUUCAACGAUGUGACCACGACCCCCAGUGAUGGUACUUGGUUCCAGUUGGUUCAGAACGGCAAAGUCAGCAUCAACGAUGGACCAAACGGGCUGCAGAAGCUGGAUACGGUUAUCCAAAUGGCUGAACAGCAUGGCCUAUACGUUAUCAUGACUCUUACUAAUAACUGGUAUCCCACGGCAUCCAAUAGUACUGGAAGCUCGCUCCAGGCUCGGGGAGGGACGACAGAAAUCACUCUGCCGCGUAACUAUCUCUCUAAUGACUAUGGUGGAAUGGACCUAUAUGUUCGCCAGUUUGGCCUUCAAUACCACGAUCAAUUCUACACCGAUGAAAAGGUCGUGAUGGCGUUCAAAAAUUUCACAUCCCAGGUGGUUACUCGAUACGUGAACAGUCCUACAGUCUUUAGUUGGGAACUCGCAAAUGACCCCAGAUGCAGCUCCACCUUGCCCAUGAGCGGUAGCUGCACAACAGAGACAAUAACCCAGUGGCAUGCAACGAUGGCUGCUUAUAUUCGCUCCAUCGAUCCAAAUCAUCUCAUUUCUUCGGGAAACCAGGGGUACAUGUGUACCAACUGCGCAAAACUUUACCCGUUGAAUCCAGCCCCAGCCCCACAGCCUUCUCCGGCGCCAGGCUCUAAGAAGCGCAGCGUUCCUGUUUCCAGUGAGCAGAUUCUGCGCAAGCGUGCCGAGUCCAGGCGCCUCAACAGGCGAGCUGCUAAGCUGGCGGGGAAACUCAAGGAAGACGGGAUCCGUGUGAGAGGUCGUUGGGCUGCCACAGCAACGAGGCGUCAGCAGUCUCAGGAGGUUGGUUCUGCCUAUGAUGGCUCGUACGGAGUGGACAGCCAAGACAUUUUGAAUAUCCCCGACAUUAGCUUUGGCACGUUCCAGUUGUUCCCUGAUCAAGACGCCUACGCAGCGAGCGAUCCGAGUUUAUCUUCAUACCAAAAUAUGGUCAACGCUGGUGUAGAUUGGAUUACGAACCAAGCACAAUCUGCUGACGCUGUUGGGAAGCCUUUGAUCAUGACAGCGUUUGGUUUGGUCACACAGAGCAACGCGGCUGACUUCGUGCCCUUCAACAUGACCACCGCGCCCUAUGCGACUAAUACCUCACUCGACGUGACCAACCAAAAACGGGAUACCUCAUACGGCGUGACCAACCAAGAGCAAACGGAUGCCUAUGAGAACUGGUUGACUACAAGUGUAUCCUUGAAUCUGGCUGGUAUGAUCCAGUACCAGUGGGGACAAGGGAAUUUGACCGCCGAGACUGGGACAACUAUCUCUCCGGGGGUUACUGGGAUCACACCAAGCUCGGACUCGACGGGAACGUCGCAAAGCAACGAUACGACUGGCGUGUCUCCCAACGAUGGUUACUCCAGCAAUUCCAAUGCGGACAGUAUCCAGCAAGUGAUAUCAAGCACUGCUAAUAACAUUGCAUCAGACUAAGACACGAAGAAAUGACUACAUACCAGGAGUUCUCACGUCAUUAUACUACGCUUUGGGUGGAUACGACAACAUUGUGACACGAGACCCUUUUGGACAUGGAUUUUUGGACUUUUGAGGAUAGUUUGUUACACAUCGCUGCCACUCCUCAUUUGUAUUGUUUGGACACGUUUCAAGUUUUCUGUACUUCGUUUCG